Messenger RNA from Trichomonas vaginalis G3, 1287 nucleotides. Its product is annotated as quinoprotein alcohol dehydrogenase-like family. The transcript has a single exon. Gene Ontology annotation, molecular function: protein binding. Bases 1 to 1287 code for a protein of 428 amino acids. The record is from RefSeq and is a predicted model, not a curated record. Lineage: Eukaryota; Parabasalia; Trichomonadida; Trichomonadidae.
AUGAUUGAUUUAGGACAUAUACCAGCAUGGUGUUUAUAUCCAAUUUUGGAAAAAAUGGAACCAGAAAAGAUAGCUGAAAUAGCACCAGUAAACAAAGAUCUUUCAGAAGCAUGUUUAUCUCAAACAUUGUGGGAAGAUAAGUAUAAUAAAAAGUUCAAUCAAUUAACAUAUCAUAUAUCUAAGUCACCUAUGAAUGUUGACUGGCUUGAAAGCUAUGCAAAGCGUAAUUCAGUUUCAUUUAACAUUGAAAAUCACAAACCGAAAGCAAAAUCAUUUAAAGGAACCGAAAUUAAUCAAAUACACAGUUAUUCUAACUCAUUUGCGUUUUCAGGAAAGGAUAAUCUUUCAAUUUAUGCUUAUGAUUAUUUGGAAAAUGGCUGUGAAUACGAAUCUAUCAAAAGCAUUCCUUUUAAGUCUAAUGAUUUUCUUUAUGUUGAUCAAAACACUAUUGUUUCCGUUGCAGAUGAAGUUCUUUCAAUGAUAAAUGUCAAGACUGGUCAAAUUGCUGAAAUAACCAAAGGAAUUGGUAAAAAUCCACUUAUGCAUGCAAUUUCUCCUAAAAUGUUUGUUGUUGUUACAGAAAGUCGCGGUUAUGUUUUUGAUACAACAGAUAUCACAUCUCCACGAUCAGAUUUUAAGCAUAUUGGAAAGCCCAUAGCAUUAGGAUCCAAUAAUUACCACUUAUAUAUCGCUACAUCAAAAGAUUUAAUGUGUAUUGACGUAUAUAACCCUCAUGCACCCAUUAUUUGGAGUUUUUCGGAGCGUGAUGAUGUUAAUGUUACUCAUUGCUCAUUUAAUUAUAAGGCAGGAAUUGCAAUUUAUGGAAAUCAAGCCAUUAAACUUAUAUCUGGCAGAAAUCUUUUUACUUUUGAUGAACAGAACAUAUCAACAAGUGCUAUACUCAAUAAUGGAAUUGCUGUAUUAGGAACAAUGACAGAAGGCGUUAUUUACUAUGAUAUCAACAAGAAAUUGAAGUUAGGAACGCAGUUAUUCGGGGAUGAUGAAAAGAUAAGGUUUAUAUAUCAUAAUGACUUAAACGACAAAGUUGUUAUUGCUGGAGACUUCAAUGUACACAUUGUCGCUCCUCAUUAUGAGAAAGAAGAAUUUGUUAUAUCAGAAGUCAGAUCCCCACUUAAAUGUGGAUCUGUUCGUAUGAGAAUGAUCGAGAAUUUUGGAAUUCUCAAGCAAAUUAUUUUUGAUGGUGAAAGAAUUAUCGCAAACAUGGGAGAUUUUGUUAGAGUAUAUGAUUUCUAUACAGGAAAGCUUGCUGAAAUUACACCCAAUUAA